CUCGCUCCCUUUGGUAUAAAUCCAAGACCUUUCCCCAGGCUUCCCUCAGUCAGUGUUGAGCUGAACUGAAGUUUUUCCAGAUUCCAGAUUCCAGAUCACUCCACCAUGACUUCUCCCGUCGGAAGACUCCUGGCUUUGGCUUGUGGUCUCACUCUCCUCCUGGGUUGUGAGUUCCGAGAGCUCUACACUGCCCCAUUUGGGGCAAAUGUCACUUUAGAUUGCUAUGAUGACCCCGAAGCAGAACCACGUACGGUAUGCUGGGGUAGAGGAGUUACGGAGGGCUGGGAGGACUGCAAAGAUGAGAUGAUCAGGACAGAUGGGAAAAGGAUGGUCAGCAGAUCCUCUGAACGUUACAACUUCGCCGGCAACAUUGCUGAGGGUGAUAUGUCAGUGACCAUCAUGGAUGUCAAGGAGGAUGACUCUGGACUGUACUUCUGUGUGUCGCGCACCCAAAAAACGAUGCUGAAGCUCAGGGUCGCAGCCCCACCUCCCACCAUGGCCGCCACCCCCUCUGCUGUCAAGAUGAUGAUGUGUAGGGAGCCUACCCCAGCUGACUUUGAGCGAGAGGAGGAGGACACCCUGGUCUGAUCCUGAUUGAGGCAUGCCAACCACUCAUCCACCGUGCUGCACCUCCCAAGAUGAAUCAUUACAAGCUGUGAUUUCUAUACUAAGAUUGUGUUCUGUUUGUUGGAGUGAUGCUGAAUGAGUGCAAAAUAAAUAUUCUUUAUUGAAUAAUAUUCUAUUAUUUCUAUGAUUUAUUGUGUAUUUUAUCUCCAGUACUCAUUGAUGCGUUUAUGCUAUUUGAAUACACUUGAUGAAGAAACAUCUGGUCAAGUCCAGCUUCCUCUGGAAGACUCGUGUAGGUUGUUGUGCACAGAAUGGGAACUUGAACGUGCAUAUAACUGCACCUUAUUGCACCUAACAGUGUAUUCUAUAUUCUAUAGCCUAUAUUUGAUGUUUUUAUUUCGCACUUUAACGCUUUUUAGCUCGUUAAGUCAGUUUAUGUUCAUGUAAAUGUAGACCAGAAUGUCUGAACUUGUGAUACAUAGAAAUGUGUUUGUUUGAAAGUACCAAUUACAUAUUGCACAGUUUUUCCAUGUCAUGUAAUGUAAUGUUUUCCCAUGAUGUGAUUUCAAUAAAAUAAAAUCAAUCAUAAA
This is a messenger RNA of Doryrhamphus excisus (bluestripe pipefish), 1157 nucleotides long. The record is from RefSeq and is a predicted model, not a curated record. NCBI's taxonomy places the organism in Eukaryota, Metazoa, Chordata, Actinopteri, Syngnathiformes, Syngnathidae.